CUGCAACAUUCAGCCAAAAUGCCUCACGCUACCACCAACGGCGAGAAGACCUCGUCCCAGUUCAUCGACCGUCUUGCUUCGCUGCCCGCCGUCGACGAGGGCAUCAAGAACUUCAAGGCCAACCCUUACGGCAAGAAGUCGCUCGAGGUCGCCGACGGCGUCUACGCACGCUUCGGCAAGCCUGUUGAGCCUUACCUCGAGACUCCUUACGGCUACGCCAAGCCCUACGUCCAAAAGGCUGACGAGCUCGCUACAUCUGGCCUCGAGCGCGUUGAGAACCACUUCCCCAUCGUCACCAAGGACACCAACACCAUCAUCGAGACCAGCAAGAGCUACGUCUUCUGGCCAUACAACUACGUCAGCAGCACCUACAGCGAUGAGUACACCAAGACUGCUAAGCACAACGGCCGUGGCGGCGGUGUCGUUACUGGCGUGCUCGCCCUUGUCUGCACUGAGCUGAAGAUCGCCUCAGACUUCUUCCAGACUGUCGCCGAG
Dissoconium aciculare CBS 342.82 is the source of this 495-nucleotide messenger RNA. RefSeq lists its product as uncharacterized. The record is from RefSeq and is a predicted model, not a curated record. NCBI's taxonomy places the organism in Eukaryota, Fungi, Ascomycota, Dothideomycetes, Mycosphaerellales, Dissoconiaceae. The annotation marks the transcript as partial. The transcript has 2 exons.